AUGGUCACCGGUAUGGAGACUGAAGGGUGGACUGUUGAAGACCCAACGGAGGAUGCACCUCUGGUGCUGGAAGACGGAGUGCGGGUAGCUUCAGAUGACGAUGCAGCACCAGAAGAUGGGAGAGUAACUGCAUCUGAAGAAGAUGCAAUACUUGAUGGCGUUUCGCUGGGCGUUGACGAUGCUGUAGUGCUCAAAGAUAGGAGUGUUGAGCUGGUUGGCGAAGAUGACGACUCAACAGUGUUGCUCAAGGUUGGUACUACAACGAUCCCGGUCGGAGCAACAGAAGACAGCACAGAGGAGAGCAGCGAGGUCUCCAGAGAGAAUGUCGGCAAAGACUGUGAGGAGAUAGGUGCUGAGCUGACAACAUUGCUGGAAGACGCAGCUAGUGACGAGCUCAGUGUCUCAGUUGGAGGGACUGGAAUUACGAUAGUUCGUGAGCUUGAGGCUAGCACGCUUGAAGUGAGACUCGGCGCUGGAGCUGGGAGUGUGGGAGCCACAGAGACUGAAGAGCUUGCAGGUGAGGCAGCUGGAGCAGAGCCCGAGUACUGGGGUGGAGGUACAGGAAUAACGACAGUCGCCGAGGAUGAUGGCACCGAUCUUGUCCGACUGCUAGAUCCAGAUGCAGAAGAAGUUUCAGUAGGGUACACCGCAGAGCUUGGGAUGUCAGGCAUUGAUAGGCUUGACGUCACAGAAGACGCUGGUACUGAGCUGGGAGGCAGCGGAAUGACUACGGUGUAG
Didymella exigua CBS 183.55 is the source of this 738-nucleotide messenger RNA. RefSeq lists its product as uncharacterized. The transcript has a single exon. The coding region runs from base 1 to 738 and encodes 245 amino acids. The record is from RefSeq and is a predicted model, not a curated record. NCBI's taxonomy places the organism in Eukaryota, Fungi, Ascomycota, Dothideomycetes, Pleosporales, Didymellaceae.